Molecule: messenger RNA, 12325 nt
Organism: Grus americana (Whooping crane)
Lineage: Eukaryota; Metazoa; Chordata; Aves; Gruiformes; Gruidae
Product: cell cycle control protein 50C-like
Exons: 7
Coding region: 1017-2069 (350 amino acids)
Biological process (GO): phospholipid translocation
Cellular component (GO): endoplasmic reticulum; plasma membrane; Golgi apparatus
Source: RefSeq, a predicted model, not a curated record
UCUCUGUUGUCUCCCUCUGCCGUCCCAAAGGAGACAUUUACUUCUCUCACAAGAGUGGUAAUCUAGUUCUUACCCUCGAUGGUCUUUGAAAAUGUUGUAUGAAUUUCAGUAAUUUGUCAUAAAGUUAUUUUUUACCCAUCUAUUCUACAGUUGGCCAAAUGCUAUUUUUUGCUAUGACAUGAUAAAUUACCAGUAUAUUAUGUUGAGACUUUAUUUUGGUUAAACUCUUGAAGUGUGCAAAAAAUAUUCUUCUGUUUGUCCAUUUAAAUUAAAAGGAUAUGAUCUCUGGGUAAUUCUUUUGUCAUUGUGGAUAGCAGGGAAUGGAUGGAUUUUUUUCAGAGGACAAGAUGAAUAGACGUGAGCAAAUCAUCAGCAUCUUGGAAAACUGUUGAUCCAAAUCAGAUGUUUUGAGAAUGAGUUGUUUGUUUCUGAUAAAGAACAUGUAACCUUUUGUGACUUUAAAUUACAUCUGAAUCAAUACCAAUGAAUGUCGUAGGUUAAGAAAAUUGAUUUGGUCUUCCAAAGCAGUGUUUUCUGUCCAGUGCUGUCUCAGCACCUGCAGUCCUCCCCAGUGGCAUCCAGUGCAAUGGGAGUAGAGCUCCUUUCAUUGUAUGCUGUGCCUGUUAGCUGGGCAGCUAUGGAAGUGAAGGGAGAAGAAAUAAUGCAUCUGAGAUUACACGGAAAUUCCAGUAUAGCCGGAAGUAUCCUGCAAAUGAAUAAGACAUAAAUCCUACCAAAUUGUGGAGCAGGAAAAAGUAUAUAUAUAUAAGCUCUCCCAGGAGGCACGAGCUGGACACCCUGACCAAAGUACACAAACAUUUGAUUGGUACAAGCUGAUCAUGGGGAUCCAGACACAAAUGUAGAAAAUGAGGAAGAGAGAGAUCUAGUUAAUAAGUAAUUCUUGGCCAUAAUGCAGGUUUGAACAAACAAUACAGUCUCCCAACGGUAAAGACAGUAUCUCAGCUUAAACACCCUCCAGCACAAGUAUAUUAUUCCUUCCUCUCACCAAGAAGAAAAUGAAAAGCAAGACAAGUUUUAUUCCACAAGAAGGAGAGGCACAUCCUUCCCGAUGUCCGGAUAACAGUGCAUUCAAACAGCAGAAGCUACCAGCUUGGAAGCCCCAGCUUACCAUUGCGACUGUGCUCUCCAGCUUCUUUCUCAUAGGCGCCUUCUGCCUUUCUGUGGGAGUCUGCCUCAUACUGUCCACAAACAGCGUCAGAGAAAUCCAGAUUGAUUAUUCAGAUAAAUGCUCAGAUUGUUCAAAACUCCGUGAAAAUUCCUCUAAUUGGAAUAAGGAAUGCCACUGUUUUGUUAAUUUCACACUAAACGAAGAUAUAUUGGGUGAUGUUUUUAUGUACUACGGCCUGCAAAACUUCUAUCAGAACCACCGUCGAUAUGUGAUAUCAAGAAGUGAUGCACAAUUGUUAGGUCGAAAUGUAAAUAUUCAGAAGAGUUACUGCACACCCUUCACCACCUACCAAAAUGGGACGCCCAUGGCUCCGUGUGGUGCUAUUGCCAACAGCAUGUUCAAUGAUACUAUUCAUCUUUUUUACAAUCUUAACUCAUCUGUUAUUCAAGUACCACUGCUGAAGACUGGAAACAGUUGGUGGACAGAUAAAAAUGUGAAAUUUCGCAAUCCAAAAUCAUACAAUCUCUCUUCUGCCUUUGCAGGGACAGCAAGACCUCCUUACUGGCAGAAACCAGUAUAUUUGUUAGAUGAGGAAGAUGAAAGGAACAACGGUUAUGUAAAUGACGACUUCAUUAUCUGGAUGCGAGUGUCGGCCUUUGCUACAUUCAGAAAUCUUUACCGUCGUGUCAGACGGAUAAGGCAGUUUGCAGAUGGCCUCCCAGCAGGGAACUAUACUUUUCAUAUUUCCUAUAAUUUUCCUGUUACCAAAUUCAAGGGGAGGAAGCACGUGAUUCUUUCAACCGUGGUAUGGAGCGGAGGAAGUAACCCAUUCCUGGGAAUUGCCUAUGUGGUUUCUGGCACAGCAGCAACCCUGACAGGUUUUGUCAUAACUGCCAUCCACUUAAAGCUCAGAAAAAAGAAAACAUACUUUCAGAAGUAAUAAGUUUCCCUGGCUUUCUGAACAAAGGCAAAGGUGUGCUGUGAACAAAGAACAUACAGCGCAGACCUUUCAUUCUUUCUCCUCAGCUUUGGAUCUGUUUCAAUAACAGGUUUGGUGAACGUAAGCAAAUUGAGGGGCAGUGCUAUUCCAUCAUCCAAACCCAAACUUACCCGAGGCUGCAUUCUUAUUAAUGUCUGUGUGCUCCUAAAUUUGUUUCCUAGGAAACUUGUAAUGAGAUGAGCUUCAAACAACAGAUAGCAUAGUGGGUUAGAAUUGCAACGGCAAAGGAAUGGUACUAAUGUCUGUCCAGAAGUAAGGGUCCAUAUUCGUUUCUUAGCCCUUAAUUCAGACAAUAUUCAUCUUGACUUAAAUGGAGCUUUGAAAGGGUAAAAAGUAAGGUCUUGAGCCAGCAAAAAGCGUGAGCAGGUAGAACUUGGUGCGAAAAUCUAUUUGUGGGCCACAUACGUGGGCUGAAUGGCUUGGCUUAGGAUUUAUAUACCUUUUUUAGCUAUCCUGAGAAAGCAACCAAUUUACCACAGCAUAUUCGUUGCAGUUUGAUACUUGAUUUGUGAUUGAAUACAGGGCAUUUUUUAGGAGUUUGGAGCACUUAGGUACUAAGGUACUAAGGCUAACCUGCAAAGCUAGAGGGCAUCAAAACACUGAUUGACAUUUUUAAAAUGAUGACGUAAUAGAAAGCUUACAUUAGAAACUCCUUUAAUGCUAAAUGUUUUAGCAGAAACAUCUGCCUAAUAUAACUAUUAGGCCACAAUUGCACUCCUACCUACCCCCUUCAACACAAAAGUUCACAGACUCUUACGUUACAUGAAAUGUCUCUUCCCCUUUCAAGCCCCCAUUUCUGUGGUAUGGUGACUUAUUGUCAAUAGAAAACAAAGCAUCAGAAAAUGUCAACUUAAUUUUCAGAAAGUAAACACUGCAGCUCAUGAAUAGGCAUAUCAAUUUUCACGUUUCAUGUUCAAAAUUUUACACAUUUAGGAGUUAUUUCCAGUCUCUCACAAAAUGCAGGAACAGCACUGAAGAAUUUAGGUCAAGUAUAUUAAAACAUUUUUUCCGUUGCAAAAGUGCAAACUGAAUAAAACACUUCAAUUCCUUUGAUAAGUAUUCUGUGUGCCUUACCUCCCCCUCCCUUAAAAAAACUUCCACACUAAAACAGGAAAGAAAUCACAGACUAGAGCAAGAGAAGAGAAUGUGGCACAGGGAGGCUGCGUGCCACUGUCAAGGGCACCCACCUCAGCUUUUACAAGUGUCUCGGGUACUUAGAAGCUUGUGACCUUUGACAGAUGAUGGCCUCUGGUGAAUCUGUCUGCAGCCACAGAAAGUACUCUUUCCUUUAAUCUCUGCUGCAUAAUUGUGCCAUGAGCAGCAGAAGGGGUGCUGCUCAUGUUCACAACCCAGCCUGUUACUACAAGCUUGCUCCAUGGAUGGUUUUUGCUGACCUGCUGGGCUAAGGCGUGUGUCCCCAUCUGCUUUUCCUGGUUGGGGCCAGUCACCUCCAUCAGAAAGCUGUAGAAACGGGGUUGCUGUAGUUCAGACCCUUGCAUCUAAAUCUGCCAGGAGCUGUGGGAGAGCCCUACCCCUCACUGGACUUGACCAUGAAGCAUUAUAUUUAGCAAUGCUAAGCUCAUUAGUCUAAAUCACUUUUAACAAUGAGACGUGCUCCUAAUCCUUUUGAGUCCUUUUGAAAAUGUAAUCCCAUGCAGCCCUCUGGAAAGCCUUGGUGGGAGUUGAUGCCAAAGCUGAACUUAGGAUUUCUGACUCCACAUAGACCACAGGAACGUCUUUCUUUUCUCCUUUUUUCCUUUUUAAAUCCUCUAAGAAACUGACUUUCAGGAAAUGAUAUGUCAUUUGGGUGGUUAAGUCACAGUGCAAUUGUCACUGAUUUUAUUUCUUCAUGAAGUAUCUGGUAAAAAUGUUAGUGAAAGGAGACUGAAUAUCAGACAGUCAGUCUCUAGCAGAAAAAAAACUUAGAAAACACAGUCUCGCAAGUAGCGCUUACAGUUUGCCCGUUAUCUCCCAGAGGUUUGUGCAAGAGCCUCUUCUCUUGAAAUGUGCAUUGUUUUCAAACCCCUCCACAGGAAAAACCUGUCUUCAAACAAAUCUUCCUCUUUCUGUUAUUCUGGAAGUUGUCUAAGUCUUCAUUUAUAAACCCCAAACCUCUUUUUCAUCUCACCACAGCUUUAAACAGUCUUACAUCUUUCUCGUACCCUCUGAACAAUGUCCUUGGAAGCUGCUGCUUGAGCCCGGCAGUUACUGUUGUUAACUCUGAGCAGCUCCGCAGUGUCUGUCUUGUCAUUCGGGAUUCUGCUGCCCAGACCAGAGCAAUGGGAAUGGCAGUUUUGAUGAACUACUCCCAGCAGAUGGAAUCUGCCUCGCUCAAAAGGGUGGAAAAUAAGUUUUAGCAACCUCCUUACACUGCCUUUUGUGCCAGUGCUACAGCUACGCUGUUGGUCUGCCCCUUGUGCCAGAGCGUGCGUGAAUGUGCCUUUUCCUGAAAAUGUUGUAGAUGUGUUCCUCAGUGCCCACAUUGGGGAAUACUCGUCUACCUGCAUGAAAUGCUUAUUGGAAUUGUUUUAUGCUGGAGCUGCCUUUUUCCCUCAUGUGCAGGGCUGAAACAGAAGUGAGAGCCCUGGCUGAAGGACUGGCCUAACAAAACAGAAAGAUAGUAAAAGUCAUCAUUAACUGCUCCUCGUUGUGGCAUGUCUCAGGAGAUUGUCCCCUUUUGUCAGCUGCUGCUGCCAGCAGGAAGUAUGAUUCCAGACAAAAAUCCAGUGUGAUUAUGAAUUAAGUUAUUCUGGCUAUUAGGAGAUCAUUAAAUCAAAUUGAUCAAGGAAAGCAUACUGAGAUUUGGAGAGCAGAGAUAUGAAGGAACCAGAGAUGUUGCACUUUCUGAGGUACAAAUUGCUUUUAAAAUACCUGGAGUUGCAUGACCAAUACUGUACCUUUGGCACAGUGCUGCUUUUGCCUUGCACAUUCGAUUUUUUGAAUUUAGAUUAUGUGUCUUGAGUUUAAAAAAAACCCAACCAAAUCAAAACCAAAACACACACACCUUGCUAAACUUUUCAAAAUUGAAUUUUGAUUAUCUUCUCUAUCAAGCAUACUUCCACCAAUAGUAAAUAGGCCUUUUCCUAUGAGAGAUUAACUUAUGUAGACUUGUCAAUUCAGUACAAAGAUGUACGGGUUUAAGAUUGCUAAAUGAAAUUAAGAGCUGUACAUGGAAAAUGUAAGUCAACAGCACCACUGUGAGUGCUACAUCACUAAGCCAUAGAAGACUUCUUGCCAUUAUUUGUAAUAUUUUGGCAUAUCAAAAUGUUUAAAUUGUUUGAAUCCCUUUCCUACAAGUGCAAGCACUUCAGAAAAUGGCAUAAUACUAAAAAAAAUUUUUUUUUUCUUUCAAAGGAAAGUGCUGGUUCCUUUGUUAGUCCUACUUAAAGCCUUAUCUUGCAUCUUUGCUGUAUAUUCAGUCCCGUUGAGCUGAUGGAACUUGGCCUAUUUCUUUCACUCUCAAAAAAAGAAAGAAGCAUGUCAGAAAUGGGGUUUAAGUUUGGUGGACCGAAAUUAAUGAUAUCAUAGAUGCUUAAAGUACUAGAAAGUGUGGAUUUUUUCUUUUCUUUUCCUCAUCUUUUUUCUAGAAAGAUAAAUAAAGGAGCACAUUAUUUAUUGCAUUUUUUUUUCUUUUGGGUUGUGAAUAAAUGGAAAACUAGACAAAGGAUUCCUAUUAGUAGAUGUAAUCUAAAUUUAUAUGAUAAACAUGGACUAAAAUGGUGAGCUCAAUCAGAUAUACAUUUCUGAGGGUUUUUUUUGUUUUAAUAUAUGUUUUUAUUUGUAAUUUUGAGGACGACAGUUACACAUGGGAGCACUUUAUCUUCUGGAGUUGUGUAGUUCAGUUUUAACAGUGACAAAAAUAUCUGCAGGUGAAAAGAUCCCAUUAUUAUGAAAAACUUACAUGCAAUUUAAAUCUCAUUUCUAAAUUACAGAGGGGUAUGAGAGAGCACUUUAUUUUAAUGUCAAAAACUGCUGUACUACUUUUGGUUGCCAGCUCCCUUUAGGAUUGGAUUUCAUUAAUGGGAUAUAUAUCUAUGUCUGUAUAUAGAGACAUAAAAGUGAAGCAGGAGUUACAGCAUAUUUCAGUAGCACUUCAGUUACAGAAUUUUUCCAAGUCUUUUUCAGGCUUUACAGUUUCAUACAUAUAUGUCCAGUAUCUGUCUGCCUUGGUUGUUUUUUCUGUUUUCUAAACAUAGACAUUUGCUUAAGUCAUCUCAUCUAAAAAUAAAGACAUGAGUCCUUCAUGUGAAACAGAUUAGCAUAAUCACAGACCUAUAGAAUCUGGAAAAAUUAGUUACGUGCUGCAUCUAUUUCAUAUAAAGAGCUGUGUUGCAUGGAGAUUAUUAAUAAUAGUGUUUGGAUGGGGUGCCAUGUAUUUUAAUGACACAUUACAGUGUAAAAGCUUUCUCUCCUUCCUCUGAGAAAUCAAACUAAUACCAAAGUCAAAGAUAGCAGUUCAGGGAAGGGAGGGCUUGGAAAGUUUUGGUAAUGCAGAGAGAGAUUGUAUACCAAUUUGGGUUGAAGUUUAGAUCUAAAAUAGGAGAAAGCAGUUGCUUAUCACAUAAGAAGGUGCUGUCUUCCUCAGUUGGGAGUGAUAUGGUAUGAGACAGCAAUAUGGCAUGAGGAAAAAGCUGUAAUCGCACCAGGAAGCAGAAUGGUGGAAGGGGCAAAGUACUUUUUCUGCUCUUGGAUGUAGAGGCAAAGAAAUUUGGCUAAGCUACUUAAGAUGAUAGUGUAUCCUGACAUGUGAUCUGGAAGGCUUAUAUGAUUUGGGGGAGCAGCCAAGUUAAGUAAGAAGUUCUCAAUGGAAAGUACUGAACUACAGUGCAUAGUUUUUCAGCUCAGGUGUUUUGACUCAGUUCUCUCUAAUUGCAUUAUUCCCUACAAUUCCAUGAACAAUUUUGUUAUGAUCUGGGAACGCCUUGGGCGGCUGCCUUUGCUUUGGUGGCCUCUUCUUUGCAAGAGAGGGAUUGUUGAGCAGUUUUUGUUUGCUCUGUGUCCUACUUUCUCCCCGGGCUGUGGGAAGCCAGGCGGAGGAACAGUGGGGCUGUUUGCCUUUUGCUUAUUCCUGAGUGCAUGAAAAAAGGUUUCUCCCUUUUGCCUUAUAGCCAGCUUGGAGAGGAAAAGGACAAUAAGGUUGAUUCUGGUCCACUGCAAGUAGAGGCAAUAUUUAAAUGAUAUCAAAUGGUAAUUGCCAUAGCUAAAAAAAUUGAAAUAGCUCAUACCCUGGAAAGCUUAUAUUUUCUGCCAGCUCUAAUCAAAAUAUCUAUGUAUCUACUGAGUAUGUACUAUGUAAUUUGUUGACAAACAUACAGCGUGAAACAAGAUGAAAAAAAGCUCAAUUGCAGCCAUUAUCUGCUUGCAUUAAAUUGCCUAAAAUGAUUCCUUUCAAACUGAACCAAUUAAAAAAAACUUGUGAAAAAAAUGAGGGUUUCUACUGUGUCAGACCCAGCUAUCCAGUUAUUUGCCUUUUCCCCCAUGAUGAUCCCUGUGUGUAAUGAGAAACUGUUCCAUUAACAGCUCUGUUAACCCAGUUAUAACACUGGGGGAUUCAGGGUUUAAGAAUAGGUUAAAAGUUCUUGAGGUUUCUCAAAUAACUUAUAUGAAUCCCUGGGCUUUCUAAGGACUGCGUUAUUGGUGACGAUGAACCUGAAAACACUGGAAAAAGAAAUGUGUCCAAAAAAACCCACAGAAUGCUUAAAAGAAAAAAAGGAAGGAAGUAGUAUCCCAUAGCCGAGUUGUCAUUACGAGUUAACGUCGGAGGGACGUGUACUGAGCCACUGUCACUGCCUCUGAGGUAAAAUAUGGCAGUUAUUGGACAGCGCAGAGCCUUCACAACAGCUCAGGACAAUAACAUCUGCAGUUAAUAACACUCCUCCCCACAGUGGAUGUGCUGAGAAAUCUGUCCUGGCAGCAGAGGACAAAGGGACCGCGUCCCCAACACUGGGCGGAAGCAGUGAUUUAACACUGGACACCAAGGAAACACACCAGCGGUGUUUCAUCCUGGUGGGUGGCAGGGUGUGUUUCCAAGUCGUUUAAUUAGAUUACAGUCCCCGCGUGGGCUGGCUUGCACUGGUCUGCAUUGUGCCAUCCAAAUGUGUUGCCUGCAGAGUUAAAAGUAUGGAAAAGUAGAAGUAGUAAGGGAGCGGGAAGAGCACCAAGGUAGCAUUGUGUGAAUUAGCAGUGUACAGUUUGUUUUGGAGGGUGUCAAGAUGAGAUACAGUCAUAAGAAAAGUAGCCAAUGGACGAAUCAAGUGGUGGCAUGAGUGCUUUUGCUGGUCUUAGUGCAGAUCUUGGGAAUUUUAUUUACAAACAGAAUUUAGACUUUUGAAGUACUAUCAGUUUUGUAAAAGAGGGGCCUUGCUUCGGUUUUUACCCUGGUUCUGUGUGUGUUGCUUUGACUGCAGCAGUGUUACUUUAAAUUAAAGUCGCUAAAAAUAAAACUAAUAAAGACUAAUUAGUGAGUCGUCAGCUACACCUUACAAAGAAUUAGGUAGCGUAUAAAGCAGAUAGGUUUCUGCAUCUAAGGUCUUUCAUAGUAUUAUCUUCUCAUGAGUAAUAAUCCAUGGCUGGAGAUUGCCCAUCAGAAUCUGGGACUGACAAACAUCAGUGGUGUUCAUGUAUAAUUUUGGUGUCAGCCAUUCCUGUUUUGACUGAGCAAAACAAAAGCACAGGGUUUUAUUUGCCAAAUUUGAUUAAAAAAAAAAAUCCAGUGCUUAUAGUCAAAUUUCUAUGUUUUAAGCUCGCUGUUGCUAGGUCUCAUGUGAGAUCCAGCAAUGAUCACAGAACGUCUUUGAACAAGCUUUCUUCAUGUACUGUCAUUUCUGGCUUUGCAGUUAAUCAUAAAAAAAAGGCAUUGAUCCCAAAGAAAGUUGGUGAGCUGAAAAGUAAAGCUAUGGAUUGGAUAAGAUUUUAUCUCUGCAAAUUUUUGUUUCUGACAAAAAGAAUUAAAUACAAGAAUUGCUUAACAGAUGUGUAAACCAUAAUUGUGCCAAUGGGUUUUAGACUGUAGCUUGAGGAAUUUAUCAUUCAGAUUUCUGAGUUCGUAACUUCACCUCAGGCAACCAGUGGAAAGCCAAGUCUUAACUGAAAAGGUCAAGAAUUGCUUUCCAAAGGGAGGUAAGAAAAUUAGAAGACAGAGCACAAGCCAGUUGGGCAUUUUCAUAAUUUUUGGCUUUUUCAGGGUUUAGAUUGAAAUGGAAUGCCUCACACAGCAUAAGUAAAUAGGCUAAGUUUUUUAAUUUGGGAUUUGCCCUGAAACUUACUGUUUUGUCCAGAUUUCUCAUACCUGCCUAACAGGUGAUAGUGAUCUCAUAGAAAGAAAUUAAGUAUGAAUGUGUCAGGUGUAAUUUUAAGUGUUCUCAGCUGUUGAAAGGUUAUUUCCUGUAAUGACUUCAGUUCAAUAAUGCUGAGUUCUGGGGAAAGAAUGUUCCCUUCCUACAGGAUGGGUAUAAAUUUUACAGUUUCAGGAGCGUACCAAAGUUAAUUGAGUUGCCCCUGUUUUGGAUCCAGGGCUUUACUUCUUCUGUAGGAGGUGGACCAGUAGCUUUUAAGCAAGGCAGCUUAUAUGGAGGUAGCCUGAGCCAUGUAUUUGUAAAAUUGUCUGUACUCUCUCUUGUUGACUUCCGAUUUCAGAAAACUCAUAACAACUGUAGUAUCAUUGACAUGUUGGCAGGUUUUCUUCAGCCAAAUGUUACUCAAAAUUUGUUUUGGGAGGAUAAAUGCAGACAGAGUGUGAUUUCCUUAGAAGCUGAUGGAAAAACCAAGUCUUUUGUAUUUGAGUCUUUAGCAGAUUUUUUCUUUAGACUUCACUGUGCCAAGAGUAAAAAACUUACUCUUCUACUAGGAAAAAGUGGUUUGUUGAUGCUGGUCUUGUCCAAAACUUACACCUUCUUAAUGGGACUGACAUACGUAACAGUGCAGCAAAAAAAUGGGACGAUCUUAGCCACUGCUUGCAAGGUAAGUUUUGUCAGAUGAAAGACUUGAGAAAUUUACGAGCUGUCGUCAAGCGGCUUUUGUUCCCCUGAGGUACUGCUGACCAUGACAGCGUGCCGGGAACAGGGCGUCCUGUAGGUGCCACCUUUCAGAGACGAGUUACAGAUUACCUGCUUCGAGUUUUAUCUGGCUCAACCCGUGCAUGUUUCUGGCGGUAAGAUCCUUUGCCAUCCUCCUGCUUCCCGCCGGUUUGGCCAGCGUAUCUUUAUUUUGGUUAAUUUGCGAUUUCUUGCCCGUCCAGCUGCGAGGGCCGGGUGAGCUAUCUAGCGCGGCGCCGACUCCAGGGGUGGGGUUUUCGCGCUGAUCAGCGGGGGCCUGAGCCAAUCGGUGAGCAGCGGGCGGGAACAGAGUUGCUCGUUGCAGCCAAUGGAGUCCCGAGGAGCUGGGGGUGGUGGGACUCGCCGCUCGCAGCAACGGCUGAGGCGUAACGUACUUCGAGCAGGUGCGGGCUGGCGGCUGAGCGCGCGGUCACUGCAGCUCGCGAUCCCUGCGCGUGGCCGUAACGGCUGGCGUGUGGCUGCGCGGGCGUCCCCAACCUGCCGGGGUCCUCUGCCCUCUUCGGCCUGGCCUGAGGCGAGAGGAUGCUGCCGCCGACCCGCCGUCACCAGGUCAGGGGGUGGGCUGUGGUUGCAGCAGGGCUGAGGCAGCUUGCAGCUCCUGGGCUUUCCUGGAGACGUAUUUUUGUGAAAGCACUGCCUCAUGAUGCUGGAUCCAGAAAGCGCUCUUUGGAGCUGGCGCUUCCUCCAUGUUACCUUUGCCAGCACGCCUGGCAGUUGUGAGCGAAUGUUGGUCUGGUCUCACCUGAACCCACCUGAGGUGGAGUGCUUAUGUGCCAAAGACUACAUGCUUGUGUACCAGGGCUCACAAGUUUCCCACGUGGGAAUCUGAUACUUGUAGCUUUAGAAGAGAUCCCAGUGUUGGACCAAGCCUGCUUCGGCACUGUGGGUGUAUGAACAGAGUACAGUUCCUUCCUUUGACGACUUUGUGCAUUUUUUAGUGUGGUCAGACAGCAGCUUUUUUGGACCCUCUGUGUAUGAACAGCCACUGUGAAAGCAAGCCCAGGGACUCCCAAAUCACAAGUAGCACUGGGCAACAUUAGUAACAGAAGAACAACCUUAACUGGGUCCAUUUAACUUAGUACCAGCUUCCAAUGCCAGCCAUGAGUUAGGAAAGAGUAAAAACAAGUCAAAGACUAAAACCAAGGCAAAUACAAGAUGAUACAAUGUGACAACUACAUCCCAACCAAUGCACCACGUCUAAUCUGGUAUUGUCUAGGUUGAGAUUUACAUCACUAAAUCAACAUGUAUGCAUCCAUUUCAGCUGUUCCAGAUGUCUUUAUAAUGUCUUUAUAUGAGAGAGGCAUGUUUGGGCACAAUUUAUUCUUUACUAGAACAGAAUCAGGGAAAUUGUUUUGUUUCGUAAACCUAAAAAAAAGUAUGCUUCCCUCCAACUCAAUCUACACAUACCAUGUGUAAUCCUCACUGAUCAAUAAAGCGCCUGAGAGGAAAAUGCUGGAUUUAUCCUGGCAUUUGCAACACGUUUGUGCUUUACUUCUCUAGUAUAAAAAAUAGAAAGUCUGUGGCUCACUUAUUUUUAAGGCUGUUUGAAUACAGUUUUAAUCUGAAAAUAGUUGUUAAUAAAAAGAUGUGUAGUACUGUCUGCUAAUAAUACCUAAUAUUAAGUGUAAAAUGCUUCUUUUGUAUAAAUAAUUGUGUUCUUAGCUGAAUAAUACCUCACUUACUUGAUAUGAAAGCCAAAAUUUUAUUUUUCUUGUUUAGAGCUGAAAUAACCCACAUUCAAAAUUCAGGUAAUUUUAAAUUUGACACAGUAGGGUUUUUUGUAAGUAUUUACCAUUGCACAUUGAGACUAUACAAUCAAGGUCUUACUUUAUUAAUCAACCUCAAAGUAGCUGGUAAUACAAUCCACUUGUUUUUUUUCCACAGAGUUGUCAAUACUAUGAAGAAAUAAACUUCAGUUCAUGGCAAAACUGGCUUGCAAAUGUACUGUAGAAAACCUGAUUAAAACAGUGGUAUUUUUAUGUAAUUGGUUUGUACAGAAAAAAAUGUGAUUUCACAUGCUAUUUUUCCCCAAAUUCUGUGAGAAUAAGGGCUUCUUUUAUUUUGCAAAACUUUGUAACACUAUCUUGAAAUAGAACUACCUAUAACUAUAUAAACAAGUAUUGUAAAAACAUUCUAUGUGUU